This is a messenger RNA of Bactrocera tryoni, 1066 nucleotides long. RefSeq names its product ATP-dependent RNA helicase dbp4-like. Lineage: Eukaryota; Metazoa; Arthropoda; Insecta; Diptera; Tephritidae. The transcript has 6 exons. The coding region runs from base 137 to 961 and encodes 274 amino acids. The record is from RefSeq and is a predicted model, not a curated record.
AAGAAAACGCUUCAAUUCAAAGUAGAAAAACUACACGAUUUUUAAAAAGUGUUUUUUAGUUUUGGAGUUUACAAGCUUUAACAAACGGUGUGCAUCCACUUCGAUUAAGUAUUUUAAAGGAAUUUAUCUAGCAAGAAUGUCUAGUUAUCGCCCAAGAAGAACACGCAUUUAUGGCGCCAAUUACGAUAUGGGGGAAAGCUCUUAUAAAAAGUUGCUGGAAAGCUUAGAUAAUAAAAGAGGCAUCGGCAGGAGCUCUGAUUCACAUGUCCCUUUGGCUCGUGAAACCAGCUUGCCACCAAAAGUGACCUUUUUACAAGAUGAGGAUGACUUUGAUCGGGAGAAAUAUAGAGCCUCACUAAGAGCCAAACUGCAACUAGACGAUGAGGAUUCCGAUGUUUUUGGCUCCACACUCAAACAAUCUAAGUCGAGACUCACAGAAAGAAAUAGAUAUCUGGAGAAUGAGGAUGAAGACAUUUUGGGAUCUACCUACAAGCCAUUGAAAUUCAAGGGGUUAGAUGAUUCCAAUGCUGUAGAAACUUCGCUGAAAUCAUCAUUGAAAUAUAGAGCUUCAGCAGAGCCCUUCGAAUCGGCUUUGAAGUCCUUAAAAUUGAAUGGUACAGAUGAGUCAGGAUUCGGUGAAAGCAUAAAACAUAGAGCAUUAAAAGCUGUCGAAAGAACCGGCAAAGCGAGGUCCAUCUUGGACGACUUAGAUGAUCAGGAGGCUAGUUCAUUCUCUACUAGACGUAUUAAGAUCAGAAGUGAGAACGUCAUUAUGGGUGAUACCAGUACCACAACCGAAGCUUCCUCACGCAUGAAAGCUACCAAAGCUCGUCUCGCUGAUCUCGAAUCGGAAAUGUCCUCGAUUAGUGAAAAACAAAGUGAGCGGGAAAGGCGUAAACAUAAUUUAAGAAAAUUAUUGAAUGAAAGCGAAUCUGAUACCUUUAAGGCCAUAGAAAUGUAAUUGUUGUAAUAUUGUGUUAUACGAGUUCGUACCAUAAAAAGAAGAGUUGCGGAAAAUAAAGUGUUUAAAUAAAUGUUGAAAGUGGAAUCUAUAAAUUAAAACAAA